AUGAAAGUGGAGGAGCUAAUAAUCGAUGGAUUCAAGUCGUAUGCCACACGUACUGUUAUAUCAGGCUGGGAUGCGCUGUUUAAUGCCAUCACCGGGUUGAACGGUUCGGGUAAAUCAAAUAUUCUCGACGCCAUUUGUUUCGUGCUUGGAAUAUCAUCGAUGCAAACGGUUCGAGCAUCAAACUUGCAAGACUUGAUUUACAAGAGAGGUCAAGCAGGGGUGACCAAAGCAAGUGUUACGAUUGUGUUUAACAACUCCGAAAUAUCUAAGUCACCCAUAGGGUUUGAGACUUGUGCUACAAUUAGUGUUACAAGACAGAUCAUUUUGGGAGGAACGUCAAAGUAUUUGAUUAAUGGACAUAAAGCACAACAGCAAACUGUUCUAAGCCUCUUCCAGUCAGUGCAGCUAAAUAUCAAUAACCCUAAUUUCUUGAUCAUGCAGGGUAAAAUCACAAAGGUUUUAAACAUGCGACCAAGCGAAAUAUUGUCAUUGAUUGAAGAGGCAGCCGGUACUCGAACUUUUGAGGAAAAAAAGGGCAAAGCCAAGAAGGUAAUGGCAAAGAAAGAUUCCAAGCUUAAGGAAAUUAAAACGUUACUAAAGGAGGAGAUUGAGCCAAAGUUUGAGAAAUUUAGGAAUGAUAAACGUGUUUACAUUGAAUUUAAAAACACAGAAACGGCUUUGGAGAAGCACAGACGUGUUGUGACCGCAUUUGAAUACUCAAAGCUAACUCAGUUAUUUACAAACAACUCUGAAUAUACAGCAAAGCAUGAGAAUAAAGUCGCAGAAUUACAUUUGGAGGUGGACAAAUUAACUCAUGAGAUAAACAAUUUGAACGAAGAUUUGCAACAGGUAAGGGAGGCAAGAGAGGCGAAUUUGAAGAAGGAUGGGAAAAUUAAUGAAUUGGAGCACCAAGAAGGUAAAAUUGCAAAUGAUCUAGAAAGAUUGAGGACUAAACGGGGAUUGACUACCGAAGAAUUAGGGAAUGAGGCCGAUAAAUUAGAACUGUUGAAGCAGAAACAGCAGGAUCUAGAGAGAUCCUUGAAAGAAAGCGAGUUUUCGUUUAAGAAUCACGAAGAAAUGCACGAGGCUUCGAAAAGGGAGCUUUCAUUAUUGAAGGAGCAAUUUGAAAGGAAACAAGAGCUAUUGGCAGGAUUGAGUACAGGGUUGUCUUCCAAAGGUGGUGUAUCUACAGGUUAUGCUUCUCAACUCAGUGACGUCAAGAAUAAGCUUGGCUCGUCUAAGAAUCAGAUCCAACAAAAUAAGCUAAAAAUCGAGCAUAUUUUUCAAGGUUUGAAAAGCGACGAGCCAAAGCUAGCUAAAGCCAAGGGGGAAUAUGACCAAUUCAUGGUGAGUGUAAAAAACCUUGAAAGCGAGAUUGAAAAUAAAGAGGCUGGGUUGGCCAAGGUCACGGGCUCUACUACAUUGAAUAUAGACAAGAUACGCUCAACAGAAGCUGAACUCAAAUCACAACAGGAAAAACUAUUGCGAGAAUUGAACUACAUGAAGCAAAACCUACGAGGUCUUGAUUUUUACUACGAAAGACCACAUCCGAAUUUUGACGACCGUUUAGUACAAGGUGUUGUAGCUCAGUUGUUUGAUUUGCCGGAAUCCUCAUAUGACAAGGCCAUUGCUUUGCAGACGUGCGCUGGUGGAAGGUUGUAUAAUGUGGUGGUUAAAACUAGUGAGGUUGCGUCACAAUUGCUCGAACGUGGCAGAUUAAGGAAAAGGGUCACAAUGAUUCCAUUGGAUAAGAUUAAUCCUAAUGUUUUGGGAACGGCUGUUGUUGAACGUGCGCAGCAGAUAGCCCCUGGUAAAGUUGAGUUGGCAUUAAAUUUGAUUGUAUAUGAUCAGGAUAUACACAAGGCUAUGCAGUAUGUGUUUGGAACCACAUUCAUAUGUGCCGACCCAGAUGCAGCAAAGAGAGUCACCUUUGACCCUCAGGUUAGGACGAGAUCAAUCACGCUUGAGGGUGACACUUAUGACCCGGAAGGAAACAUUUCUGGUGGGUCGCGCCGAAACAACACGGCCUUGUUGCUUGCCUUGAAGGAUUAUAAUAAAGUGCUUAAGCAGUUGAAUGUUGUGGAUGAUGAAUUGUAUCAAAUAAAGGAGGAAAUUGACAGCUGGGAAAAGGGGAUGCAAGCUACCAGUGGUAUGCGAAAGGAGAUUGAAAUGAAAAAGUAUGAAUUGUCCUUACUCCAAAGGAAACUUGAAAACAACCAAGCAUCGUCUUUCUUAAAGUCGAAUGAGGAGAGAAAGCACGACAUUGAAAGGUUGACUGGUGAAAUCCGUCAACUAGAAAAUGAUUGCCUGCAGUACGAAAAUGAGAUCACAGAAGUGGAAAAGGAUAUGCAGGAAUUCAAUAGCGACAAAGGAGGUAAGAUUUCACAAUUGAAGCAGGAAAUAAAGGACCUGAAGUCGGUUUUGGACAAGAAGCAAAAAGAGAUGGCAUUAGAGACAGAAAAUUUCCAAGUUUUGCAGUGGGAAACUGAACAGCAACAAACAGAAUUGAAAGACAUCAAGGCACAAUAUGUAACUACAGAAAAGAGCAUAAGUGAACUAAAGGCAAAGGAUCAAGCGGACGAGCAUGACCAGGUGAACUUAGAGAGAGGUUUGGCCAUCGUAAAAGCUCAAGUGGAAGAAGAGAAAGCCAGUUUGGCAGGAUUAGAUGAGGAGUUGAAUGAAUUGACAAAAAUAAUAGCUGCCAAAAACAAAAAAGCCGAAAACCUACGGGUCAAGAUUAAAAGUCUCAACUUCGAAUUGGAAAAAUCGCGCAAUGCCACAACCGACUUGCGGAAAAGGUUGGAUCAAAUAAUGAGUGACCAUGAAUGGGUAUUAGAUAUGCGUGCCGUCGAACAUGAAGUUUCUGAACACAGAAGUUUAAACUUCGACGAGGCCAAGGAGCAGUUGGGCCAAUUGGAAGAAAAAUUUCAAAGUAUGAGGCGUAAGGUGAAUGUUAAUGUGAUAAGCAUGAUUGAAGAGAAUGAGAAAAGAGAAGCAUCGUUGAAAUUCAAGAUCAAGACUAUUGAAAAAGACAAGACGAAGAUCGAGUCCACGAUUGAUAAAUUGAAUGGAGAAAUUAGAAAGGCGUUGAAUGGGACAUAUCAGAAGGUCUCGGACGAUUUUGGUCAAAUUUUUGCUGAUUUGCUUCCAGGUUCAUCUGCCAAGUUGGUUCCAGUAAAUAUGAUGGAUGUAACUGAAGGUCUCGAAGUCAAAGUCAAACUUGGGCCGGUUUGGAAAAACAGUUUAUUGGAAUUAUCCGGUGGCCAGCGAUCCCUUAUUGCAUUAUCAUUGAUCAUGGCUUUACUUCAAUUCAACCCAGCUCCAAUGUAUAUCUUGGACGAAGUUGAUGCAGCAUUGGAUCUUUCGCAUACCCAAAACAUUGGUCAUUUGAUCAAAACCAGAUUCAAAGGAUCUCAAUUUAUUGUUGUUUCAUUAAAAGAGGGUAUGUUCACCAACGCCAAUCGUGUGUUUAGAACCAGGUUCCAAGAUGGUACCUCCGUUGUGUCUAUUAUGUAA
Messenger RNA from Lodderomyces margitis, 3516 nucleotides. It is a transcript of the gene SMC2, whose product is annotated as condensin subunit. Gene Ontology annotation, biological process: chromosome organization. Gene Ontology annotation, molecular function: protein binding; ATP binding; ATP hydrolysis activity. The transcript has a single exon. The record is from RefSeq and is a predicted model, not a curated record. NCBI's taxonomy places the organism in Eukaryota, Fungi, Ascomycota, Pichiomycetes, Serinales, Debaryomycetaceae. Bases 1 to 3516 code for a protein of 1171 amino acids. Gene Ontology annotation, cellular component: chromosome.